Molecule: messenger RNA, 2834 nt
Organism: Panicum hallii
Lineage: Eukaryota; Viridiplantae; Streptophyta; Magnoliopsida; Poales; Poaceae
Product: G-type lectin S-receptor-like serine/threonine-protein kinase At2g19130
Exons: 1
Coding region: 233-2722 (829 amino acids)
Biological process (GO): protein phosphorylation; recognition of pollen
Molecular function (GO): ATP binding; protein serine/threonine kinase activity
Source: RefSeq, a predicted model, not a curated record
AACACAGACCUGAAUGGUCACUACUGUAUGCUAUCAUGGACAGUCAAAAUGCUCCAAUAACAAUAGUGCGCGACAUCAAUGUGAUUGAUGGUCAUCUGGUUCGUUGCCGUGAAGACUUCGUAUGCAGUCGUCGACGCAUCGAUCACGAUUCACCAACCACUAUCUCUCUAGUUGCUAGCAAGUAGCAACGCAUAACUGAUAGCUGCCUCCGUCAUUUGUCCCAGUCUCACCAAUGGCUUCGACAGCGCUACUGCUUGUCAUGGCCAUGGCCAUCCACGGCGGCGGUACUGCGUGGUGCUUCGCGUCGGACACCAUCUCCGCCAGCUCCCCCAUCUCCGGUGACCGGACCGUCGUGUCGAGAGGCCGCAAAUUCGAGCUGGGCUUCUUCAGUCCCGCUGGUGGGGGCAGCAACUACUACGUGGGGAUCUGGUACAAGCAGGUCGUGUCGCAGCGCACGCCCGUAUGGGUCGCCAACAGGGCCGCGCCGGUCGCCGACCCGGCGUCCUCUCGGCUCGCCGUGGCGGCGGACGGCAACCUCGUGCUCAUCAAUGAAGCCGGCAAGCUCGUCUGGUCCUCGAACGUCAGCUCCGCCAGCAGCUCGAACGGCGCCGCCGCCGUGGCGGUCAUCUUGGACACCGGGAACCUCAAGCUCUGGCGCGAGAGCAGCGGCGAGGUCCUAUGGCAGAGCGUGGAGCACCCGACCGACACGUGGCUCCCUGGAGUCCGCCUCGGCAUGAACAAGAUCACCGGCGAAGUGCAGGCGCUGGUUUCGUGGAAGAACGCCGGUGACCCGGCUCCCGGCAUGUUCACCUUGGGGAUCGACCCCAACGGGACCAGCCAGUACUUCGCAAAAUGGAACAGGUCCGUGACUUUCUGGAGCAGCGGAGAGUGGAAGAACGGUGUGUUCUCCGGGGUCCCGGAGAUGAUAUCGCACGACAAGUACGACUUCAUGUUCUUCUCCGACGCGAACGCCAGCUACUUCAGCUACUCCCUGCAGGACCCCACGGUGAUCUCCAGGUUAGUCCUGGACGUCUCCGGCCAGGUGAGGCAGAUCAUGUGGGCGCAGUCCCGCGACGAGUGGGAGAUCAUCUGGAUGGAGCCGCACAGCCGAUGCGCCAUCUACGCCGUCUGCGGCGAGUUCGGCGUCUGCAACGAGAACAGCGAGCCCUACUGCAGCUGCCUCGCCGGCUUCCGGCCUUCCUCCGUAGCGGACUGGGAGUUAGGAGAUCACUCGAUGGGCUGCCGCCGGAACAAUCCCUUGCGGUGCGACGGUGGCGCGAACAGCAGCUCGGUUGACGGCGAGGGCGAUGGAGACGCCUUCUUGGUGGCUCCAGGUGUUUCUCUGCCGAGAAAUCCUCCAUCGCCUGCACGGGCAUCCAGCGCUCGAGACUGCAGGUUGGCGUGCUUGAGGAGCUGCAACUGCACCGCGUACUCUUACGGCAGUCACUGCUCUCUGUGGUACGACAGCUUGCUCAACUUGGAGCGGCGCUUCCAGGAUACGGCCGGCAUGGAUGACCUUUACCUCCGGGUGUCCGCCAUGGACGUACCCUCCUCGAAAGGCCGUAAGAGAACGAUCGUCUUCGUCUCCAUUGCCUCAGUUGCGUCGAUCCUAGCCUUGUCUGUCAUCGUGUCCGUGGUUGUUAGGAUGUAUAGGAAACGGCAGAGGACCAUAACAUUCAUGCAGGCAGCAUCAGAAGGCGGCAACCUUGUGGCGUUCAAGUACGGCGACGUGAGGAGGGCGACCAAGAACUUCUCGGAGAAGCUCGGUGGUGGCAGCUUCGGGUCGGUGUACAAGGGAACACUGCCCGGGGGCCAGGUCGCCAUCGCGGUGAAGAAGCUCGAAGGCCGCCUCUGCGUGGGGGAGAAGCAGUUCCGGAACGAGGUGCGCACCAUCGGCGUGAUCCAGCACGUCAACCUCGUACGCCUCCGCGGCUUCUCCUCCCACGGCAGCGAGCGGCUGCUCGUCUACGACCACAUGCCCAACGGCUCGCUGGACAAGGUGCUCUUCGGGGGAGCGCCGGCGCCGGCGCCGGCACUGAGCUGGCGCUCGAGGUUCCAGAUCGCGCUCGGCGCGGCACGGGGCCUGCUGUACCUCCACGAGGGGUGCCGGGACUGCAUCAUACACUGCGACAUCAAGCCAGAGAACGUCCUGCUCGACAAGGAUCUCGUGCCCAAGGUUGCCGACUUCGGCCUCGCGAAGCUGCUGGCGAGGGACUUCAGCAGGGUCCUGACCACGGUGCGUGGCACCAUCGGGUACCUCGCGCCGGAGUGGAUCUCCGGCGUGCCGAUCACCGCCAAGGCCGACGUGUACAGCUACGGGAUGGUGCUGCUGGAGAUCGUCUCUGGCCGGAGGAACGCGCGGUGCUGGCCGGCCGUGGAGCAGGACCCGUCGCUGUCGGGGUACUUCCCGCUGGUGGCCGCGAGGAAGGUCAGCCAAGGGGAGGCGCUCGACGGGCUGCUGGACGAGCGGCUGCACGGCGAUGUGGACCCGCGGGAGCUGGAACGCGCGUGCAGGGUGGCCUGCUGGUGCGUGCAGGACGACGAGGCGCGCCGGCCGACGAUGGAGCAGGUGGUACAGGCGCUGGAGGGAGUCGUCGCCGUGGACGUGCCGCCGGUUCCGACGUCAUUGCAGGCCUUGGCCGAGAAUUCCGGCUUUCUGAUGAGUGCGAGUACCAGUGCAUGCUUUGAUGGCUUCUCACGAUCCCAUCUACGGGACAGUUAGUUUCGCGCUAGCCCUUGUCAGUGGGAAUCUCAAGAGUUGUACAUGCACCCGUGUUUUCUUAUCCCUGUCCGUAUUUGGAAAUAAAAUUCUAAAAAAUAUCUUUUAGAGUAAA